Messenger RNA from Cylindrotheca closterium, 1566 nucleotides. The record is from the annotation of a GenBank genome assembly. Lineage: Eukaryota; Bacillariophyta; Bacillariophyceae; Bacillariales; Bacillariaceae.
AUGUCCAAUUUCUCAGAUAGCAAAAUGGAACGAACAGUCGAUGAUAUCUUUGCAGAGAUCGACCAGAUCGACAUUACCAAAAUUGAGCCACAACCCGAGGUCGUCAAGUAUUUUGAAACGGUUCAAGCCUAUUUCCUGUGCUUUAACGAACUUGAAGCUGUCUACAACCAAGUCGAUCCCACUCGUAAACUUACCAACUAUGAUAUGCCCGAUUUCACACGGCCUAUUCGACAACUCUACUUGGGUGGCGAGCCUGUGAAGAACUUUGUUGAGUUGUACGAAGUUGCAGAAAUUAUUCUGCCCGUUUUCGUUGCCAAGGUCGAAAAUUUAAUGGGAAAAGUAGCUACUAUGGAUAAAGAUUCGUCCUGUAACGUUCAGUUCAGGCUUCCUCCAGGACAUAGUAAACUUAAGGGGAAACAAAGGGCAUCAGAAAAGGCAGAAGUUGAUUAUUCCAAGAAGGAAGCUGGGCCACCAGAAUCGUGGCUCCAUGAUAUCGUUCGCGGCAGUGUAAUGUUCGACAACACUGGCCAAAUGCUAGAUUUUCUGGAUCUUCUUCGGGGAGACAAAUCGAUUGAAAUCGUCAAGUCUACAAAUCGCUUUCGCAAUCCAACACUUUCUGGCUAUCGAGACUGGAAUUUGCAGCUUAAGAUAUCAACGAAGGAUGGAAUCACGAAGCACAUCUGCGAGCUUCAGUUGCAUCACAGAGUUAUCAAGGAUGCUAGUGAAGUGCUUGGAUCUCUUGACUACUACAGGUUCUUUCGAGAGUACUUUGUAGGGGCGACAGGAGGGGCUAUGGAAGACCGAAUGAAUGAUUUGAGGCCAUUAUGUGACGGCGGUUCGUUGAAUCUGGCAUCCCUUUGGUGUUCAAUACAGAAUCCGCUGGAAACAGAUCGCAUGAUACGGCUUGCCGAGCUGUUUGAGAAUCAUGUGCACGAUUACCAGCUGGCAAUGAUAAUAACAAACGUUAUUCGAACAUGUUUGGAACCAGCGGUUUUGUAUACGACAUUGGGACGACUCUUCCAGAAACAAAUGGACCUUGAGGAAGCAAGGAUAAUGUAUCAAAAGUCACUGGAAGUUCGAUUGAAGGAACUUGGACCUGGGCACGCCGAUACGGUGCAGACUUAUAUUUGCUUAGCAACUGUCCUAAGAAACGAAGGAAAAUUGGACCAAGCGAUAAUUCGAUAUGAAAAGGCAUUGGACAUUCGACUGCAAGAACUUGGUCCUGAUCAUGCAACAACCGCAGAGAUGUACAGCAGCUUAGCCGUUACGUACACACAACAAGGUAAACUGGACCAAGCGAUUAUUCGAUAUCAGAAGGCAUUGGGCAUUCGAUUGCAGGCACUUGGCCCUGAUCAUACAACAACAGGGGAGACGUACAACAGCUUAGCCGUUAUGUAUGCGCGACAAGGUAAACUGGACGAAGCAAUAGCAAUGUCGCAAAAGGCAAUGAGCAUCAAAUUAAUGGCACUUGGGCCUGACCAUUCCUCCACAGCCAACACCAAAGCACUUGUGGAAUGGAUGCACAGUAUGAAGAGUGAGACAUGGGAGGAAGUACAACAAGCAUAG